CGUAGCGGCUGCAGGAAGAGGGGCCGCGCCCGGAGAACAGGAGACAGAGCACAGGAGGACCGGGGAGUGGCGGAGAGGAGACACCCGAAGCUGGGUCAGAACUGCUGAUUGGUUUAUGACUGCAACCACUAGAACCACCCAAGAUGGCAGCCAACAAAAACAAAACUCAGAGUUCCUUAGUGCUACACAAGGUGAUCAUGGUUGGAAGUGGUGGAGUAGGCAAGUCCGCACUCACACUACAGUUCAUGUAUGAUGAGUUUGUGGAGGACUAUGAACCCACCAAGGCUGACAGCUACAGGAAGAAAGUGGUGCUGGAUGGAGAGGAAGUUCAGAUAGACAUACUGGACACUGCUGGCCAAGAGGAUUACGCAGCUAUUCGAGACAACUACUUUCGUAGUGGAGAGGGCUUCCUGCUGGUUUUCUCAAUCACUGAGCACGAAUCUUUUACUGCAACAGCCGAGUUCAGAGAGCAGAUCCUCCGUGUGAAAGCGGAAGAAGACAAAAUCCCUCUACUCGUAGUGGGUAACAAGUCUGAUCUGGAAGAUAGAAGACAAGUGCCUGUGGAUGAGGCCAGAGGGAAGUCGGAUGAGUGGGGUGUGCAGUAUGUGGAAACUUCUGCCAAAACAAGAGCCAACGUAGACAAGGUGUUCUUUGACCUCAUGAGGGAAAUCCGAACGAAGAAAAUGUCUGAGAAUAAGGACAAGAAUGGGAAGAAAAGUGGUAAAAGUAAGAAGAGCUUCAAACAACGAUGCUGUCUACUGUAAUCCCGAGAUGGAGAGACCUACCUGUGAAGGGCUGCAGGGAGUGAGAUCCCUGUUGAGAACCCACUUUCCUGUUUUGUAACUCAACAAUUAGUAUUUAAUUCACUCAGUGCUAAAGACUAGCAGUGAGAGGUGGUGCUGUCCCUCUUUAUAUAAGAGGGGUAUGCUCCAUCUCAUCCAUACAUUAUCUGGGUUUUAUUUUCCCUUCCUAUUCUUCUGCCGAAAGAACAAAGUUUUACUCACGGGAAGUCAACAUUUCAUGCAAGAUACGGCACUAUGAAGGGUUGACGUUUUGAGUACUGUGUUCCACUACAUAUACUAAACUUCAUAUAGAACUCAUCUGGCAGUCAUACAUAGAAUUAUACUUGCAUAGUCUGGACAAUUCUUAAACCUCCAUUCCACGGUCCAUUCGCUCCUGUGAUCAGCCACGGGCUCUUCUAUUGCUUUUAAAGCUUGUUUUAGGAAUAAAAAGGUCAAGACGUUGUCAGUCCAGGGAUAAUGUUCAAUAAAUAUGAAGAAAUCCA
Messenger RNA from Pseudophryne corroboree (corroboree frog), 1285 nucleotides. RefSeq names its product RAS like proto-oncogene B (gene RALB). Lineage: Eukaryota; Metazoa; Chordata; Amphibia; Anura; Myobatrachidae. The coding region runs from base 144 to 764 and encodes 206 amino acids. Gene Ontology annotation, molecular function: GDP binding; GTPase activity; GTP binding. The transcript is spliced from 5 exons. The record is from RefSeq and is a predicted model, not a curated record. Gene Ontology annotation, cellular component: plasma membrane. Gene Ontology annotation, biological process: Ras protein signal transduction.